GGGGGCCGGCGGCGGCGGCGGCGGAGGGGAGGCCGCGGAGGAGUGGCCGCCGCCAUAUUGAGGGAGCGCUGAGGCCGGGAGCCUGACAGCGGCCGGGGCCUGGCUGUGCGGUGCGGCCGGCGGCACUGCUGCCGUGCCCUGCCCUCCUCCGUGAGGCCCGACAGACUAACGAGACCCAGCGGUCGAGGGAGCGGCCGGCUGGCCGGGCGCAGGCGGAGCCAGACUAACUUUAACAAUUGGACCUCAUGAAUCAAAGGCCCUGAGUCUGCAGGCUGCCACAGCUCCCACCUUUUCACCAUGGACCAAGAUUAUGAAAGGCGUCUUCUUCGACAGAUCAACAUCCAGAAUGAAAACACAAUGCCUUGUGUUGCUGAGAUGAGGCGAACUUUGACACCUUCCAAUUCGCCCAUGUCUUCUCCCAGCAAACAUGGAGACCGUUUUAUACCUUCUAGAGCUGGAGCCAACUGGAGCAUUAAUUUCCAUAGAAUAAAUGAAAAUGAGAAAUCACCCAGUCAGAAUCGGAAAGCAAAAGAUGCCACUUCAGAUAACGGCAAAGAUGGCCUAGCCUACUCGGCCUUGUUAAAGAAUGAGCUACUAGGAGCUGGGAUUGAGAAAGUCCAGGAUCCUCAGACAGAGGAUAGAAGGCUACAGCCCUCCACGCCAGAGAAAAAGAGCCUAUUCACAUACUCCCUCAGCACCAAGCGCUCAAGUCCUGAUGAUGGCAAUGAAGUUUCUCCAUAUUCUUUAUCCCCAGUCAGCAACAAAAGCCAGAAGUUAUUAAGAUCUCCACGGAAACCUACCAGAAAAAUUUCCAAAAUCCCUUUCAAAGUCCUUGAUGCCCCUGAGCUCCAAGAUGACUUCUACCUGAACCUGGUAGACUGGUCUUCCCUCAACGUCCUAAGUGUUGGCCUGGGCACUUGUGUUUACCUCUGGAGUGCGUGUACUAGCCAGGUAACCAGGCUGUGUGACCUGUCUGUGGAAGGAGAUUCUGUGACUUCUGUGGGCUGGUCUGAACGGGGGAACUUGGUAGCAGUUGGCACACACAAAGGUUUUGUACAGAUCUGGGAUGCAGCAGCAGGGAAGAAACUGUCUAUGCUGGAAGGUCACACAGCCAGAGUUGGUGCAUUGGCCUGGAAUGCAGACCAGCUCUCUUCAGGGAGCAGAGAUAGAAUGAUUCUCCAGAGAGAUAUCCGAACACCCCCAGUGCAGACUGAACGGCGGCUGCAAGGUCACCGGCAGGAGGUGUGUGGACUCAAGUGGUCCACUGAUCACCAGCUUCUUGCAUCAGGUGGAAAUGAUAAUAAGCUUCUGGUCUGGAACCACUCCAGUUUAAGUCCUGUCCAACAGUACACCGAACAUCUGGCAGCUGUGAAAGCAAUCGCCUGGUCUCCCCACCAGCAUGGCUUAUUGGCAUCAGGUGGCGGAACAGCUGACCGCUGCAUCCGCUUCUGGAACACACUUACAGGACAGCCCCUGCAGUGUAUUGAUACUGGUUCUCAAGUGUGCAACCUGGCCUGGUCCAAACACGCCAAUGAACUAGUGAGCACACACGGAUACUCACAAAACCAGAUCCUCGUCUGGAAAUACCCUUCCUUGACACAAGUAGCCAAACUGACAGGACAUUCGUACCGAGUUUUAUAUCUGGCAAUGUCUCCCGAUGGAGAGGCCAUAGUUACAGGUGCUGGAGAUGAGACUCUGAGAUUUUGGAAUGUUUUUAGCAAAACCCGUUCAACAAAGGAAUCUGUAUCUGUCCUAAAUCUCUUCACUAGAAUCCGGUAACUCCCCAAGCCCGCACACCAGGACCACACUACGUUGUACAGGGAAAAACCACUAAUCAACGUGCAUGGAACCCCAGUUAUCAGCUAGAAGAUAAAAGGGGUAGGGCGGGUAGGUGGACCUGGAGAAACCUUCAAGAUUCUUAUUAAAUACCUGAUUGUGAACUCUGUUGAACAGUAUUUGGGAAGGGGACAAGGAUGGGGGAAACCACUCAGAUUUUAGAAGGAGCCCAUUCUUCACAAAUGGGCAAACAGAAGAGAACCAAAAUGGGCAGCAUCUCCAUUUCACACCAGACAGGAUUGGUGUGGCCAGGAUCAGCUCAGCUUGAGAACAAGGUUACCUCUUCGGCUCCAUCAUCUCUGGGAAGAGACGAACAAACUUCCUUUUUUUGUCGUCGUAGUCUGGGGGAAAUGGGGACUGGGGGUCAGGGGAAAAGUCAGACUGUAUGUGACCUUAAAGUCAUGGCAGCCCCACACCCUCUGUUUAAAUGGGCUGCUCUAGCAGCCAAGGCCCUUUGGGGCCAAACUUUCUCAUGUAAAAUGGGACGGGAAUUAGGAACAGUAACCUUUCAAGGGAUUCACAGCUGGGAUUUGGGAUUUCCAGCCCCCAGAAGGUGCCAAAGCUGGGAGUGACCAUCCAGAAAGAAAGUGAAAUGCCGUACUCUGUGUUCUCCAGUGCAUGCCACACACUCUUAAACUAUAAUUCCAAAAGGCCAAACAGCUCUACUGUACUUGAGUGUGGUGAUUUGUGUAGGUGGGACAGCUUAUACUGGCAGAUUUAACCACCCAGUUUAAAACAAAAUGGUGACAUCCAGCACUUAAAUUGUUUGUAGUUUAACAGCCACGAAGGCCUCCAUGGAUACAGCAGAAGAAAGGAUUUCAUUGCAGCUCAAUUAAAAUGACUUUUUAAGGGAACAGUAUCAUUGAGAAUGUGACCCAUUCAAAACUCAUCUCUCUAUGUCUUAGCCUUAUGUGGAGAAAUGACCAGUGUGUGAAAGUUCUAGCAGAACCAAGGAAUGUUUGAUCUAACCAUAUCUACUGCCAUGUAGGUCAUAGCACCACGUGGGUCAUAAAAAAGGGUGGGGGGUUGGUUGGUUUUGUUUUUUGGUUUUUUUUUUUUAAGGAUGAGGUAAUACUGGGUUGGAUUUGCUAUCAAAGAAAACAAGUUAUUUCAAAUUGUCAUUCUUUUGAAUGGAAAAAGAGGGCAUCAUGUGUUUAUGAAUCUGGACACCAGCUUUUUUUUUAUCUUUAUUAGAUCAAAGCUUUUCAGAAAAGCAUUUUUACUUUUCAGAGUGAAAUCUUAAUUCUUUUGUUUCCUACUGGACAAGUGGGGUUCUUGGUGCUUUGAGUGGUACAGUGUAGGGAACCUUGGGAAGGGCAGUUGUGGCUUCCACUCCCUGCAGUCCUUUACUCCUAUCUAUGUGCUAAUCCUCCAUCCUGCUGUACAUUUUGCCUUCAUCCCUGUUCCCUUUCCCCACUGUAACUGGACGUCAGUCUGUUCUGUCUCUUGUUUUCCUUGUUUCGGUUAUUCUUUCAGUAGACUCUGCCCUACCGUGUGGAACAUGUGGGUUCUGAGUAAAGAGGUCAGUCAGGACAGUCUGGGAUUAACAACAACGGCACAGUGACCCCGGUGAAGAGCAGUCUCCUGAAGAAAGAAUUGGACAAUUUGGACCUGACAAAUUGUAGUUAAUGUGCGUUCCUUAGAGCUUUAGGCAAGAAGAUCUUUAAACCCAGUGCCUGGCUCUUCUUCCCCCCUUAACCCUUUUGACAGUUCUUUGGCCAACCUAGGUGUGCCUGUUGUAGCCUGUAAGAGCUGUUGAAGCCAAACUACCAUUUGAGCCUUUCAGUCUUUUGCCUUCCACUUCCAUGCCCUCUCAUAUCUACCUUUUAAGCUGGAAUGACAUGGCCUAGACUUCUGUGACUCAUGUAGAAAUUAGCAGCCUGUCACAGCAGUCCCUACCUCAGAGGUUUAAGCCAGUGAGGCCUGUUCUUUGGAGUAGGAAAGAGCCCUGAGCCUGGGUGGGAAGAGUUUGGGGAAAGGCAGCUGAUGAAUAUCCAGGAGAGACUUGAUGCCUUUCAUGCUGGUCACGUGUGAGGACCAUCCCUACCCCUGCCCUGAAUUGCAUGGUACUCUGAAAACCCCAGGUUGAAAAAGAUGGGAGAAACCAGAAAGCCACCCAUUCCCUCAGGGGUUCAGAUGCUCCACUACCCAGUUGUGCCAUUGGAAAGAUUGUGACAGGGCAACUGUAAACAUUCUUUAUUGAGUAGAGCAGUGAGCUGGUAGGAAACAACACUGAGGGAGAGAAAAAGAUGAGUCUUGCCAACAUGCCAAGGUUUUCUUGGCUUCCUAACCGAAAAACCAAUCCUCAAUGCCUUAGCUUACAGUUGAAAUGCCCAACCAGGCCUCACCUUUCUCUUAGGUCUACACUGUGUAGCUUCUUCUAAGCUAAAAAAAGACUAUUCAAAGCACAGGUGAGAAUUUUAUUUGGAUUUAUUGGAAAACUCUGCUUUUUGAAAUAAUGUUUCCUUUGCCCUGUGACUUUCCUUGAGUCCUCCCGUAUGUAUGUCUAUGUGUGUAUAUAUGUAUUUGUUUGUGGUGGGGUUUUUUUUGUUUCAUGUGCUGAAAAUCAACUCAUGAUUUUCAUAAAACUCAGCCUCAGAAAAGCUUGAGAGGAGGAUAGUAAAGGGGAAUAACCAGCCAAGUCUCCAGAGUUUUCCAGGUUGUUACUUUUUUUAAUGGCCGAUGAAUGUGUACAUUAUUUUCAUGCCUCUUAAAAUUUUUAUUUUUAAAAUCAAACGUGAUUAAACUGGACAGCUGAGUAGCUGAAUUUCAUCCCACACCUAACUAGAGGCAGAAAGAGCAUCUUUCCAGUGGAAUUAAUCCCUCACCCAAGCCUCACUGCCUUGGGAAGAAAGGCCAUUGAAGCCCGUGAGUUCUAUUCUAGGCACAGUUGUCAUUCAUAGUCAAGAAUCCUUAGGGAAGUUUAUCGGACUGCCCAGGGGCACCAAAGAGACUUUGCUGGGAGAAGAACUAUGUGUGUAUAUAUGUGUGUGUGAGUGUAUGUGUGUGUGUAUACAUAUAUAUAUAUAUUUUAGUUUUUGUUUUGUUUUUUUCGAUGAUAAAACCAACUCCCGCCUUGUCCCAGUCCCCUGCCCUGUGCAGUUGCCAAAGGAAUUCAACAAGUUCAGGGAACUGCCCUCAGAAAAGGUAUCUCAUUGGUUACAUGUGCGUGUUUGGGGGCGGGAGGGGGAGCUGUAUGCAUGCCUAGAUCUGUGCAUAGAAUCUUGUGUCAUUGAUCGUGCGAAACAAUUGGCUGUCCGGUGUCUGCCGAAUUCACCUUGUAAAUGAGACAACAAAAAAGUGAAAUAUUGUAUUUUCCAUGUAUGAUCUGUGAUAUUACUAAGUUGUACAGUUUUGAGGUGGUUUGGGGAAGAAUACAGGCCAGUCCACAGAGCCGGAGGCUUAUCCCACAUAUUGCAUCAAAAGGUGGAGAGUAUAUAUUGAGAGAACAGUGUAAGUUUUUCAUGUAAAGCAAUGUAACUGGCAUUAAACAAGUUGUAACUUUAA
Trichosurus vulpecula (common brushtail) is the source of this 5343-nucleotide messenger RNA. It is a transcript of the gene FZR1, whose product is annotated as fizzy and cell division cycle 20 related 1. Gene Ontology annotation, cellular component: anaphase-promoting complex. The record is from RefSeq and is a predicted model, not a curated record. The transcript has 14 exons. Gene Ontology annotation, biological process: anaphase-promoting complex-dependent catabolic process; positive regulation of anaphase-promoting complex-dependent catabolic process; positive regulation of ubiquitin protein ligase activity. Gene Ontology annotation, molecular function: protein binding; ubiquitin ligase activator activity; anaphase-promoting complex binding. The coding region runs from base 298 to 1779 and encodes 493 amino acids. NCBI's taxonomy places the organism in Eukaryota, Metazoa, Chordata, Mammalia, Diprotodontia, Phalangeridae.